AUGCAAGAUGGAUUGUGGGAUGGCUCCGGUAUACUUCCGGCGGCAGAGAUGGCGCUCGAGGAUGUGAACAAUGAUGACACAAUUCUGAAGGAAUACGACUUAAGAAUGGCCUGGAAUAACAGUAAGUGUGACACCGGGAUUGCUGUUCAGAGUUUGUUUCACCAGCUGUAUGCAGAACCACAAAAAGUCGCCAUAUUUGGACCAGGAUGUAGUUCGGCAACAAAACCGAUAGCACAGGUAGCGCCAUACUGGAACUUGGUUCAGGUAACACAUGCCGCGAAUUCACCAGACCUGAACAACAGGGAAUUAUAUCCGUUGCUGUUUGGAGCCUUCCCGACAGAGUCUGUAACGAACCAGCCCAAAAUCGCCGUCAUGAAAGCGUUUGGAUGGAAAAGGGCGGCAUUUUUAUACAGCACGGAUGGAAGUUUUUCCACGAUUAUGACUGACCUACAAGCCUUGUUUAUCAGUAAUGAUUUUGAGAUCAUCACGUCGGAGACGUUUCACUCGGACGCGACUGUAGCCUUACAAAACAUCAAGGCGUAUAGAUUGGGAAUGACGGGCACGUCUUACACGUGGUUCCUGCCAGGCUGGUUCACGAGACAAUGGUGGAAUGUCACCUUCACAGACUGUAACACUGAAGAACUCAAAUCUUCAAUCGGCGGACAUCUUGCUUUUCAAGUUGUCUCUAUUGCUGAUCCGGAAACUCCAACUGACAUAGGGAAGAACCCAAGAGAAUUUGCAACUGAAUUCGCGGCACGAACCUCUAGUGGGGAAUAUGGAGGGAAGGAGUACGCCCCUUCCGGUUAUGACGGGAUAUGGAUGAUUGCCCAUGCGCUGAAUAAAACAUUAGACAUAAUGGCGGAGCGUGGGGAAGGAUGGGAAGACUUCACGUACAGUCGAGAUGAUAUGAAAAACCUGCUAUUUAAUGCGUUGGGGUCUGUGUCCUUCGCCGGAAUAUCAGGAAAUAUUCAGUUUGAUGGGAACGGAUUACGACUUGGUUUGACAAAGAUACUGCAGUUCAUCGAUGGUGAUUACAUUCAUCUUUCAACGUUUGAUUUGACAGUGGGGACGUUGCAAAACCAGAGCGUGGCGUAUAAAUGGAAAACUAGAAAUGGACUUCCUCCUCUGGAUGGCCCACGGGUACUAAGAGAACUGCGCGAUGUCAGUGAAUUCUUGUCCUAUUCUGUGAUGACACUGGCAGCCUGUGGUGUUAUCUUCACGUGCUUCCUGUUGGGAGUCAACGUCAAAUUCAGACACCGGAAAAUCAUGAAAAUGUCGAGUCCGAAGGUAAACUACUUGAUUUGUUCCGGAAGUAUCGUUCUGUAUACGUCAUCACUUCUUCACGGUGUGGAAGUCAUAGAAAAUAGGGCGGAAGGCAGCCUUGCUGUAGUGUGUAUUCUGAAGUCUUGGUUUCUGAGUAUUGGAUUUACCGCGAGUUAUGGCGCUUUAAUCGCCAAGGCGUGGAGGAUUCACAAGAUUAUUACUUACGCCAAGUAUAAAAAACAGAACAUCAAGGACUGGCUGCUGUUUUUAAUCAUCGCCAUUCUUUUGCUUUUUGAUGCAAUCAUCCUAAUCACGUGGUUAAUCGUGGAUCCACUCCGGUAUCAGCUUGUUAACGGCACGAAAGAGGACUACGGACAGGAUGUAUACGUUUCACCAUUCACCUUUAAAUGUUCCUCAGAAAGUUAUCUUUGGGUAGCCGUGCUGUUCAGCUAUAACGGGUUACUGAUGUUGUACGGGGCAGUGAUAGCAUGGAACACACGUAAAAUCAGCAUGACUUUACUAAACGAUGCCAAGUCCAUUGCUAUGACAAUAUAUACCAGCACUGUUCUGUCCAUCUUUGGGGUACCGGUGUCCGUUCUUGUGAAAAGUGACCUUAACCUCAAUUACGGGAUAUCAGAGUUCUGCAUUGUCUUUGCCACAACGAUACUUCUAGUAUUCUGCUUCGUACCAAAGGUACGUCUGGUGUUGACCACGUCAGUGUCAGAUGAUAAUACCAUCCUCGCUAAUUACGUCAUCAACGUCCCGUCAUCAAAUGAAGUAUCCAGCUUGCACACAACUAUGACGUUACAAAGACAGUUGGAGGAGUGCAAGAAAACCAUCGAAAUACAACGAAAACAGCUGAAUACUCGGCAGAAAGACGAUCGAUUCUAAAAAUUUAGAUGUUUUAUCAAACUGGUGAAUAAACACGGUUUGUA
Molecule: messenger RNA, 2198 nt
Organism: Ylistrum balloti
Lineage: Eukaryota; Metazoa; Mollusca; Bivalvia; Pectinida; Pectinidae
Product: gamma-aminobutyric acid type B receptor subunit 2-like
Exons: 15
Coding region: 1-2154 (717 amino acids)
Biological process (GO): gamma-aminobutyric acid signaling pathway; G protein-coupled receptor signaling pathway
Cellular component (GO): membrane; G protein-coupled receptor heterodimeric complex
Molecular function (GO): G protein-coupled GABA receptor activity
Source: RefSeq, a predicted model, not a curated record